Cucurbita maxima (winter squash) is the source of this 3913-nucleotide messenger RNA. RefSeq names its product pentatricopeptide repeat-containing protein At1g63080, mitochondrial-like. Lineage: Eukaryota; Viridiplantae; Streptophyta; Magnoliopsida; Cucurbitales; Cucurbitaceae. The record is from RefSeq and is a predicted model, not a curated record. Bases 340 to 2583 code for a protein of 747 amino acids. The transcript has 3 exons. Gene Ontology annotation, molecular function: protein binding.
UUCUGGUUCUGGUUCUGGUUCAUAAAAAAAAUUGAAUUUACGUAUAGUUCGAUUUACAAUGGGUGUUUUUGGUUCAUGAUUUUGGGUGUGCUAAAACCACCGCCGCCCGGUUUGUGAGACAAGGACCUCUCUGAUAGCCGACUACCGGAGAUGGGUAUUUUCUCUGCACAAUCCCUCAACCCCUGCAGCGCCUAGUCUUUCACUUCGUAGCUAAGGUAGAUAAACCUUUUUCUACUUCGAAAUUAUCCAUUUCUGUCUCAUUGCUUAAUUUUCAGACCUCCAGAGAGUUGGGAAUUAGCCUCCGAAACCAAAUUUUAAUCAAGGUCAUCUUAUUCAUUCAUGGGUUUUUGCCCAUGUUCGAAAGUAUGUUCAUCUGAGUUGUUUUUCCUCCAUAAUCGAGUUCUUCACUACCAUCUCUUGAGAAGAGCGUGCUAUUCUUCCUUGUCGGUGUUGUUGGUUGAAGACCAAGUGUUUGAUGAAAGUCCAGCAGCUCAUAUUAAAGCUUUUCAUGAAGCUAACGCCACAAGAAACUGUUCAGUUGUUUGGAGGAAGGGGCAGCUCUUUCCUUUAGUUGUUCGUGUUCUAAAAUCUUUGAACUGGACGGUGGCGAGGCAGGUAAGAUUCUCGACAGCCGUGAAAUAUUAUGGGUAUUUUAACUCUCUAUAUGCAUUUAGAAUUAUGGUUCAUGUAUUUUCACUGGCGGGUAUGCGGAGGGAAGUUUACUCUCUUCUUAGAGAUAUUGUUUGCCACACUAGGAAGGCUGAGCAGGAUUUAUUUGCAUUGCUCCCAUUUCUUAUGGAUUCUAAUUAUGAUGUGGGGAAGUUAAUAAUUGUGUUUGACAUGCUUAUAAAGGUUUUCUCUGGUAAUUCAAUGGUUGAGAAUGCUGUGGAUGUGUUUAUUCAAGCUAAAAAAAUGGGGAUUGAGCCAGAGAUUUCGUCGUGCAAUUUUUUGCUCAAGUGUUUGGCUGAAGCAAACAAAGAAGAUUUUGUUAGAUGUUUGUUUGAGGAUUUGAAGACUUCUGGCCCAAAUCCUAAUGUGUAUACCUACACAAUUAUGAUGAACUUCUAUUGCCAAGGACUAAAUGGGCGUGAUAUCAACAUUGAACAAGCAACCCUUUUUCUUGAGGAAUUAAUGAUGAGUGGUGAGACACCCACUGUUGUAACAUACAGCAUUUACAUCCGUGCACUUUGUAAAGUAGUUUCUGUUCAGUCUGCUUUGUUCUUCAUUCAAAGUCUGAGACUCAAAAACCAACCUCUUAAUGCUUAUUGUUACAAUCCGAUUCUUUAUAAAUUUUGUUUAGAGGGUAAGAUAGAGGAAGCUCUGAAGGUUUUGGAGGAAAUGAGGGGUUAUGGAAUACUACCAGAUGCAUACAGUUAUAGUAUUUUAGUUGAUGGGUUCUGCAAAAAAGGGGAAAUUGAGAAAGGUCUAAAUCUGAUUGAGGAAAUGGAGAUUUUUCGAUUAAAACCAUCCUUAGUCAGCUAUUCAUCUGUGAUUUAUGGUUUUUGUAAGAGCGGAUUGAUGGAUGUUUCCCUAGAUAUUUUUCGUAGACUUCAGAAGCUUGGUUACAAAUAUGAUUUCAUUGUUUAUGACAUCUUGAUUAGAGGAUUUUGUUCUCAUGGUAAUAUGGAUAAUGCUUACAAACUCUUGGAUGAGAUGGUAGACAAUCAUUUAUGUCCUGAUGAUUUCGAUUUUGGUGGGAUGAUUCGUUGGUUUUGUAAGAUGGGACAUUUUGAUAAAGCGAUAGGACUUUUCAAUUUCAUGCUAAAAUAUUGUGGUUUGCCCGAUACGAUGAUUUGCAAUUUUAUCGUUGACGGGUACUGCAGAGAAGGGAAAUUGGAGGAGGCCCUGAAAUUUAUGAUUCAUAUGGAAGAUCUAAGUAUUAUGCCUAACUCAUACACCUACAAUAUAAUCAUGAAGAGGUUGUGUGAGGAAGGAAGGCUGGAAAAAGUGUGGGAGCUUUUCCCUGUAAUGCUAAAGUUGAAUAUUCUUCCUGGGGUUGUACAUUAUAGUACCCUUAUAGAUGGUUUUGCAAAGCAUUCUAACAUGAAGAAAGCAUUAAUGCUGUUUGAAAGAAUGCAAAGACUAGGAGUUGCACCCAACACGGUCACGUUUACUAUUAUUAUUAAUAUGUUGUGCCAGAGGAAUGAAACAUAUUGGGCAUAUAAAUUAUUUAAGGAAUUGAUUGUAAAAGGUAUGAAUCCGGAUCAGAUUUUGUACACGUCCAUGAUCGCUGGAUUUAGUAGAACCGGAGACAUGAAGAAGGCGUUGGCUUUGUUUAAGAAAAUGUCAAAUGAAGGAUGUUCACCUACUGUUGUUACUUACACUUGUUUAAUUGAUGGAUUCUGCAAGUUAAGACGCUUGGAUCUUGCCGGGUUUUUGGUUGAUGAUAUGAAGAGAGCCAAUCUUACACCGGAUGUGAUAACUUACACUGUUCUUAUUUCUGGGUUUCUUAGACUUGGAAUAAUUGACAAAGCACACGAACUGUUCGAUGAAAUGAGAGCGGAUGGAAUAAUUCCAGACGAUGUUACUUAUCAAACGCUGGGUUUGCCUUCUAGCAUUGUUGAUCAGAAGUUGGACAGCUGAGAAAAUGCUUUGUCUGUGGCUUACUUGGUAGAGUACUCUCUCUAUUUCUUUCUCUCUAGUUUGUUUGUUGAUUAGAAUCACUAUUGUCCUUAUUCUCAUGCAUAAAAUAUGUAUGUUUAUACCGUACGUGAUGAAAAAUCUCAAACCUUAUCUAGCCUAGAACAACGCACGUUACUAGUUCUGCUUUAAACAUCAUUCAAGAGAUGAUGUGAUGGUAUGGAGACGGGGUAUUGCAUUUGUUGCUACACCGUUAGUGUAAAUUGAAGUUCCUUCUCUUCAGGUCGAGCAUGUCGCGAGGAGAUGAUAUGUUUGUCAUAUCUUUUCUUUACAUCAUAAAGGUAUGUCCUGCCAUAUCUUUUCUUUCCCCCAGAUUGUACACUUGGAACAUGGCACCAACUCGACCAUUACAGAAUGAGAGUCCUAUCGGUUCGAUGAAGGACAUCAUGAAAAUGUUUCUCAAUGAAGCUUGCACUUCCUGAGAAAAAAGGAAAUAAUGUUAUUUACGGCCGAAGAGAGGAAACAAGUCUGUAGCAAUUGGCACACACGUAGAGAUCUAGGACAUUGCCUGUGCUUGUCGGGGAUAACCUUGCUAUUUAAAGGGACCACUUGAACUAACGAAAGGGUCCGAACUGCCAUCGGUCGAGUGAAUUGGCAAGUUGUAAGAAGGUACCAUCGAAAUGUUACGGUCUGGCUGUUACUCGGAUUAUGCUGGUUUGUUGUCGUGCUAGUUUCUACUCUCUAUUUAUUUAUGUAACGAUGCUUCACAAUUACUUCAGGAAAAGCUCAAAGUCAAGAGGCCAUCCAACUUAUAGUUCAUGAUUUUUUCAGAGUUGUAGGAGAAAGGGAUGUUUCUCUUUGCAUGGCAGCCAAAUGAUUUCAAGGUUAUACCACGGAGCCAAACUUAACGAUCUAUUACGAGCCGGGGAAAGGAAUGAUCUCAACUACAAGGGUAUUAUUAGUACGAUGGGACAAAGGGCGCACUAACCCCUGAUAUGCUCUUUUCUCGAGUGUUCCCACUAAGCUCUUUGAUCUUGCCCGUGCCUUUGACGGCUUCACCAUCGCUCAUAAUUGGUAUAUGGAUCUCUUUAUUUAUGUAGUGGUUGGCCUGGUCUGAUAGAAGCGUUGUCCAGAAGCUAGUUGCUUCCUAAAUGCCUCUUUGACUUUUAUGUCCUUAUUUAUUCCUCGACAUAAGUUUGAGAUACGUUUCUCACUCAUUCCAUUGUAACAAAACAAUGGACAUACGAAAGGGAGGUUUUGUUUGGUCGGUCUAGCCUUAAUAGAAACUUGUCCAAAAAAGCGACGAGUGGCUUCUUGAAUGCCUUUAUGUGUC